Molecule: messenger RNA, 663 nt
Organism: Trichophyton benhamiae CBS 112371
Lineage: Eukaryota; Fungi; Ascomycota; Eurotiomycetes; Onygenales; Arthrodermataceae
Exons: 2
Coding region: 1-663 (220 amino acids)
Molecular function (GO): acyltransferase activity, transferring groups other than amino-acyl groups
Source: RefSeq, a predicted model, not a curated record
AUGGCAUCAUCCCACGAGAUCCUCCCCUGCACCCCAGCAGACACGCUUGAGAUGGCCCGUCUCGAACGCGCAGCUUACGGCCCCGAACCACUCACGCUUCUCAUGUUCGGCGAGCCUGCACCGUCCGCCAUCAAUGCGCGAGCAGAUAAAUUCGCCCAGAUGAUGGACCACCCUUUCUCGCGCUGGUGGAAAGUCAUGGCAGAUGAUGGCAAGAUAGCCGGCAUUGCGCUAUGGAAUUUCAGAACAGACGAGAACUGGAUUGAGCAGCUUGACGGACCCGAAAAGCCGAACGAGUACGUCGAGACGGGCGAGGAAGGGCUACCGGAGUCAGGGUAUGCGGCUCGCAGGGCAUUCUUCAAUUGGCUUUAUGGUGUCCGGAAGAGGAGGAUGGGCGGGAAACCACAUGUUUUGCUGAAUCUGCUUGCGGUGCAUCCGGAUUGUCAGCGGCGAGGCAUCGGCGGGGCGCUCGUGAAGCAUGGCCUUGAAGAGGCGAGGAAGUUGGGCAUGCCGACCUGGUUGGAGGCCUCGCCGGAAGGGUUCCCGCUUUACAAGGCACAUGGAUUUGAGAUCGUGGAGCCCGUAGCCUGGACGCUGGCGGAGUAUGGAGGAAAGGAAGAGGAUGGCAAGGUCGAGUCGUGGGGGAUGAUCAAGGAAGCUGCUUGA